AUGAAACCUCAUGUGAAUCACAAAGACUAUCCUAAAUGGAAAAGGGCUGAUUUCAUGGUUGUAAGCUGGAUCCUGAGCUCAAUGAAUCAUGAUUUAGCUGAUGAUUUUAGCUAUAUUGACAAUGCUGGUGAUCUGUGGUGUGAAUUAAAGGAAAGGUUUGGUCAAUCUAAUGGACCUUUGAUAUAUCAACUGAAAAAGGAAAUUGAAAAUCUAACUCAGCAGAAUAUGACUAUUGUCACUUACUAUGGCAAACUGAAGAAGUUGUGGGAUGAAAUGCAGAAUUUAAGAGCAUUUCCUACUUGCACAUGUGGUGCUAUGAUACAAUGUAGUUGCCAAUUUCUGAAAAAGAUUGUUGAAUUUGAAGAAGAGGAUAAGAUGAUGAAAUUUUUGCUAGGAUUAAAUGGAGGCUUUGAUAGCACUGUGACAAAUGUCCUUUCUAUGAAUCCAUUACCAAACAUUAAUAGAGUGUUUUCAAUCACUCAACAAACAGAAAAACAGAAGGAAUUGAGUGUAGCUGCUGUAGAGUGCAAUGCUAUGAUUAGUAGUGCUAUGGCUACUCAAGCUUACAGGGGAGGACAAAAUCAAUCUCAGAAGUAUACUAGUGGAUCAGGAAAGAAAGAUUGGAAAGAAAUCAAAAAGGAGAAAAUGAAUCGGAUUUGUAAUCAUUGCAAAGGCAAAGGUCAUACUGCUGAUCAGUGUUUCAAGCUCAUUGGCUACCCUGACUGGUACAACUCCAUCAAGGCUUCUAAAGGGAAAAUUUCCACUGGAAACAGGCUUGCAGCAAAUGUUGGUUACACUGCUGAUGAUACUGAUGAACCUUUGGGUAAUAUUGACAGUGAGAAUGGUAGGGUGAACAAUGAAAUGCUGAAUGCCACCUGUCAAGAAGUCAUGAAAGUGAUGAAAGGCAAACAAUCUCAAGGGACUGAAACAAGUGGAGCUCAUUGUUCCUUUGCCAAUUAUGCAGUUGGUUUACUUGAUGGAUCUCAACUAACAGUAGAUACCAUUGGUGAUACUACUUUGAACAAUAAAUUGGUGUUACAUAAUGUUCUGUUGGUCAAGGGUUUCAAACAUAACCUGUUAUCUGUUGGUAGACUGAUUGAACACACUGGUAUACAAGUUUUAUUCAAUGGCACUGGAUAUAUUUUCCAGGACCCUGCUAAUUCUGAGUUGCUUGGUGCUGGAAAAAGAAAGGGAGAGACCUGCUUCUGCAAGUAA
Molecule: messenger RNA, 1215 nt
Organism: Spinacia oleracea (spinach)
Lineage: Eukaryota; Viridiplantae; Streptophyta; Magnoliopsida; Caryophyllales; Amaranthaceae
Exons: 2
Coding region: 1-1215 (404 amino acids)
Source: RefSeq, a predicted model, not a curated record